Molecule: messenger RNA, 1230 nt
Organism: Lampris incognitus (smalleye Pacific opah)
Lineage: Eukaryota; Metazoa; Chordata; Actinopteri; Lampriformes; Lampridae
Gene: astn2
Product: astrotactin-2
Biological process (GO): neuron cell-cell adhesion; neuron migration
Source: RefSeq, a predicted model, not a curated record
AUGGCAGCUGACCAGGCCACCGACCCAGAUGUGCAGGCUUUGAGGACGGCUGUCACAGGGCUGCAGGUAGAGGACGUGGCUUUCGAUGACACUGGCACCACGCUCCUGUGCAACGUUUUCACGGCUUGGCCCCGGCCCGUCAUCCCCACUGGCUGGAGGCAGCGUGUUUUCGACAAUGUCCAUGGCCUCUCCCACCCUGGCAAAAAGCUGUCUCAAAUACUAGUGGCAGCCAAUCAGUUCCCUUCAUCAACAAUCGUGUCAGCAUUGUUGAAGAGUCAGCUGUUGUCUGAGGAUCUGGUGAAUGGGGUGGAGAUCCGAUGCGAGGAGAAAGGUAGUUGCCCAGCUGCUUGUCACCUUGUUAAUGGUCGGGGCAGUGAGAAGCUCUCUCCCAUCCCUGGGGUUGUGCCCCUCUAUAGUCUAGUCCAAGACAACAUCACCAAAGAGGCCUUCAAAAGUGCCACAAUGAGCUCAUACUGGUGUGCUGGAAAGGGCGAUGUCAUUGACAACUGGUUUUGCUGCGACCUGAGUGCCUUCAGCAACGAUGGCCUUCCCAACUGCAGUCCUCUUAGGCAACCAAUCUUGCGCCUUGCCCCUCACCUGGAGCCCUCCAGUACAAUGGUGGCUAUGGAGUGGGUUGCUGUGGAUCCCCCAGUUGGCAGCAAGAUCUCUUAUUAUAUCAUCCAACAUAAGCAAGUGGCGGUCCGUUCAGAGGCAGAGGUCUACACAGGUGAAGUCCUAAGCUUGGUGGAUGACCUGUUUUCUGGUUUGGGUUCAUCUUGGGUAAUUGCAGGGAAGAUAAAUGGAGACCAUCCUCAUUCUGUGUUGUAUUCAGUGGUCUUCAAGUGCCUGGAACCUGAUAGUCUCUAUAAUAGAGAUGUAGAGCUGGAUGUCGGCGGUGUAACAGUGGAAAUGGAGACCAUGACAACAUAUAAUGUUACCAAGGGGGAGCAUGUAAAGGAUGAACAGGCGAGGGCCAAGCACCAAACCCUGGAAGAUGCCUUGGGACAGGGGAACAGUGAAGUAGAAAACUAUGGAGAGCCAUGUGUGGAGGCUCAGAAGGCUGGAAAUGCGCCCCAUCCCACGGCCAAGGUUUUUGCUCCAACUGAAGAGGUGGCCCUGCAGAGGCUUGAAAUGGUGUUCAACAGGUUGAGAGCCCACAAUCUCAAGCUGUCCCUGAAGAAGUGCCACUUUCUGCAUCGAAUUAAGAUUAUCUACAAGCUCAUUGACUGA